This is a messenger RNA of Electrophorus electricus (electric eel), 2777 nucleotides long. RefSeq names its product POU class 3 homeobox 3a (gene pou3f3a). Lineage: Eukaryota; Metazoa; Chordata; Actinopteri; Gymnotiformes; Gymnotidae. Gene Ontology annotation, cellular component: nucleus. Gene Ontology annotation, biological process: regulation of transcription by RNA polymerase II; brain development. Gene Ontology annotation, molecular function: RNA polymerase II cis-regulatory region sequence-specific DNA binding; DNA-binding transcription factor activity, RNA polymerase II-specific. The record is from RefSeq and is a predicted model, not a curated record.
CACAACUGUCAUAGAACGGGCGGAGGAAAGCGAGACCAGGAGGAAUAAAGAGAAAGAAGUGUGGGCUUUCUCAUCAAUUGCGCCUUCAUUACCAGAGGUGCGUGGCGGGCAUGAUGAGAGGGAGUCCAAGUUUAAGCCACAUCCAUCCUGCCCGCGGAUGAAACACGAGGACCGUGUCGAAAUAGACAAGAGCCGUGACGAGCGCAGGACGAGCGGGAAGUUUACAAAGGAAAGAUUAUCCCGAUGUAAAGAUACCUGUCCACAAUGUUCCUCCACGUGGGAUUUACGUAAUCGUUACCUUCAAUCAAAGCAUACAGGGUGCAACACUUUUUUUUUUUUUUUUUUUUUUUAAAUCUAUGUGGUUAUUCUUUUUCUUCGGGUUUCUUAAUAUAAUACCCACUCGGCGAACGGAACGCACGCAGAGUUGAACGCGAUGUAAAAUUGUUUUCACGGCAAAUGUGGAUUUCCUUUAAAAUUCGAUGGAUAUUUUUGAUUACCGUUGCGAGCUGUCGGCGGAUCAAUCCAAAACACCAAGCAUAGUUUUCCAGUUUGAAUAAUUCAUGAAAUAAGAGUGUCCCUUCAAGGGGUGGAAAAAGUUCCGACAGCGCGAGGAGGGGGAAUAAUAAGAAUACUUGUGCAGAGUGGUUAGGGGGAUGGCCACCGCAGCUUCCAACCCCUACCUGACUAGCAACAGUAUUCUCUCGUCAGGCUCCACGGUGCACUCGGAGUCCGGCGGUGGCAUGCAGCCGGGAAAUGCCGCCGUUACUUCGGUGUCAGGCGGCUACAGAGGAGACCCUGCGGUGAAAAUGGUGCAGAGCGACUUUAUGCACGGAACCAUGGCAGCAAGUAACGGGGGGCACAUGCUAAGCCAUGCCCAUCAGUGGGUUACCUCGCUGACCCACGCCGCAGUCGCCGCGGCGGCCGCCGAAGCCGGCUCGCCGUGGUCUUCGAGCCCCGUUGGAAUGGCCGGCAGCCCCCAGCAACAGGACGUCAAGAGCAAUUCAAACAGAGAAGACCUGCACGCCGGCACGGCGUUACACCACAGACCUCCGCACAUAGGAGCUCACCAGUCGCACCAAAGCGCGUGGGGCACCGCCACGGCGGCGCACAUCAGUACCAUUACCGGAGGACAGCAACAAUCGCAGCAGUCCCUUAUUUAUUCCCAGCCGGGUGGUUUCACCGUCAACGGGAUGCUCAGCCCUCCCGGGGGUUUGGUUCAUCCGGGUCUGAUGCGUGGGGAAUCGCCAGAAAUCGACCACGGCAGCCACCACCACCACCAACAUCACCACCAACACCAUCACCAUCAUCACCAGCAACACCACGGGGUGAACAGCCACGACUCGCACUCGGACGAGGACACGCCGACCUCCGACGACCUGGAGCAGUUCGCCAAACAGUUCAAACAGCGGCGAAUAAAGCUUGGCUUCACGCAAGCCGACGUCGGUCUGGCCCUGGGAACCCUUUACGGAAACGUCUUCUCACAGACCACGAUUUGUAGGUUCGAGGCGCUGCAGCUGAGCUUUAAAAACAUGUGCAAGCUGAAGCCGCUUUUGAAUAAGUGGCUAGAGGAAGCCGACUCGACCACCGGAAGCCCGACCAGUAUCGACAAAAUAGCCGCGCAGGGCCGAAAGCGCAAAAAGCGCACGUCGAUCGAGGUGAGCGUGAAGGGGGCCCUGGAAAGUCACUUUUUGAAAUGUCCCAAGCCCUCGGCACAGGAAAUCUCCAGUCUGGCGGACAAUCUACAGCUUGAAAAGGAGGUCGUUCGGGUUUGGUUCUGCAAUCGGAGACAGAAAGAGAAGAGGAUGACACCGCCCGGAGUUCCCCAGACACCGGAGGACGUGUACUCCCAGGUCGGCAACGAGAGUUUUGUGGUAGAUUACUUAAAAGAUGCAAGUUUGAAAGACGAGCCGGACGACCAGGUGGGGACAACUCCAAACUCCUAUCGCCAGGUGAUUCUGGCGCAUUGACACUGCAACAAUAAGCAAAAUGAAAGUAGAUUUUAUGGAUUGCCACCGAAAAUUACUGGCAUAGGCAUAACCAUCAAUGGACAAAACAAAUGAACUUCAGGACUCGUCGCCAUUUUCGCGGAGGACUAAUGUUAUUCAUUGAAAAAGGGAAUUGUCUUUUUGCCUCAAGUAUCGGCUAGUCCACUUCCCGAAUACUUUGUGCUGCGAACUACAGCUUUUCUAUCUCAUAGAAUUCUUUUGUUUUUUUCCCGUGGACCGCACUUCUGUGAAUAGUUCUCACACAGGGACUACACCGGGGGAAAAGGAUUCCAAAACGGCUCUUAUUCCCCAUUUUGCCUGCCCUAUCGUGAACACUGUUUUGUUUGUUUGUUUGGCUAAAUAAUUGUGGACCAUGUCCCUUUUCUUACUGCUAUUUCCAUGCAGUAGUUUUGGCGGAUUUUGAUAAUUCUGUGUAAAUUUGGCAAUAUGAAUUCUCAGUGGUGAUUGACUUGCUUUAUAUUUUUCAAUGAAAUCACACUUUGGAAUAUUUUACGGAGUCACCGAAAUGUUGCGAGCCGUGACCUUUCUCUUAGAAGUAGCAUUUCUUGUAUAUCGUUUCUCUCUAAUUCUGAGUUAUAUUAUACAGUCAGUAGGCUACCACAAUUGUUAUUAAAUUUGCCUACAGGACACCACAUUGAUAAAAUCUAAUAUGCGGACAAAUCAUUGUCAAACAAAUUUUAUUAUUUUUUUUUGUGGUUGUUAUUUAAGUUCAGUAUUGAGUCAGUCAGAGGUGAUUGAGAACAAUAAAUUUGAUAGAUCUGAUACAAUAAA